This is a messenger RNA of Trichoplusia ni (cabbage looper), 2487 nucleotides long. RefSeq lists its product as uncharacterized. The coding region runs from base 16 to 1077 and encodes 353 amino acids. The transcript is spliced from 5 exons. Lineage: Eukaryota; Metazoa; Arthropoda; Insecta; Lepidoptera; Noctuidae. The record is from RefSeq and is a predicted model, not a curated record.
AAAUUAACACCGUAAAUGGGUAUAAUCCGCUCGGCGAUAGGUGUUCAAUUAAAUCAAUUUCGCGUUAUCAGGGGCGCCCGCGCUCGCGGUGCACACCUCCUCGCGUCACAGUGGUGGGGAUACGAUUUCGUCGACUUAUACACUCGACGUGCGCUCGCGCCGGUCAAACGAUCAGUGGACGUUGAGCGUGAUAUUUUGUUCAGAAAGAUGUGUAAUAUGUGUACCCGUGAUGUGAUCGACGCGCCCCCGGUGGCGCCGGCGCCGAUGCCGAAGACCUCUCGGGCCCUCGAGAGGAUGAAGAAGAAGCACAACAUCGUCACGGACCCCCACAGCAUGGAGAAGCAGCGGGAGGUGGAGUACCAGCCCGACCUGCUGGCGGUCUCCACCAAGUACUCCAAGGUCGCCUACGACCUCUUCAAGCAGGGCCUGGUCCGCCUGCAGGAGACGAAGGCAUACGUCAUUGUAACCCGCACCUCGCAGCCACUGCACGUGGCCCUCGCCCUGGUGGUGCUGUUCGCCUGGCUCAGCCGGCCCGGCGCCAGCUCCAACCUUCGCGGAUGGAGAGCACUAUACGUCGCAGCCGUCGCCACGCAUUUAGGAGCACAAGUCUGGAUGACCCUUGUUUCUGGUAUCGUCCUCUACUUCAACCUGCCGCGGCACGAGUUCGGGCGCGUGCAGACCGUGCUGUUCCCCGUCUACUACGCAUUUAACUCCGUCGUCAGCCUCCUGGCGCUGCUCGCCUACUACAGGACGCAGUGCCUCACACAGUUCGAGAACACUUCUUGGAUACAGCUAGCGCUGCUGCUAGCCGUGUUCAGUAUAGAGGCGUACGUGCGCCUGCGCCUCGUGCGCCCCAUGCUGCGCGCCAAGCACGUCAAGACGCAGAUGGAAGAAGCUGCUGGUGGUGGACAAGAAGUCGGUCGCCUAGUGCUAGGCGAGCUCGCACACUGUCCCCGCUACCUGCGCGUCCUGAAGACUUUCCGCGCUUACCACUCCAGCAUAGCGAUGGGCACCAUGAUAGCUCUCGGCUGCUCAUUAUACUCGACUAUGAUCAUAGUCGACUCCAUGUGCCGUUAGUCGACCAAGCACAACACUACGUGGACCGUAUCUUGUUCAUAAAAUUUCCGUUGGCAUGCUGUGUAAAUUUAUCGGAAAUCAAUUUGAAACAUCUUGUAAUUUAGCUUUUUAGGGUUUUCCAUUAAAUUCUCUAAAGCUAACCCAUUGUAUGAUUAAUGUUUUCAGUCUGAAUGUUACUCUACAACUGUUUUUUUUUUUGCAAUAUAAACAAGGAAAUUGAUAUUCAAUAACUUUUUCACUAAUCGCAAAUAUAAUAGCAAUUAAAUUGAACUGUAAUGUUUAGUUAUAAGGCAAAAUAAGUUGAAAAAAGUUUACAUAGCAUGAUACCACCGAUAAAAUUUAAGGGUCGAUUUCAUAAAUGCAUAACUAUCAUAGUUCCAAAUCAGGCUGUGAAGUCUGUUUUUCAUUAUCUACGAUUUUAAGAAAAAAUAUAGUAUUAAUUCGCAAUGAAUAAGUCGACUCGACAAGGACAGGGUGUGUGGCGCUGGUCGCGAGUGUUUCCCGAGGGAAACGUGGAGAAUUAUUGUUCCAAAUUAUUGUAAUGUUUAGAGAUGGUGGCAAAAGCGACUAAACACGACGAUUUUAGUGUUAAGUAAUUAACAAUUUUGUUUGAGGUGAUGAUUAGAUGAAAUUUAACAAGAUAGAUGAUUUAACGCGUACUUGCCAGCCACUAACAGUAACGGCGCUGUAACAAUACUACUAAUCUUGCCAAUCACUUGUCGUGGUCAUCGCGACCGGCCUCCGGAGGCAGCGGGCCCAACACUAGCUGCUUGAUUCUAUUGAAACUCAUGUUGUAUGCUCUCUAAUUUCCUGCAAUACUGCCAUAGUAUAGCACUUAGCCUAGUAAUAAGUUAUAUACUCUCGCCAAAGCAUUUUGUCGCACAGUAAUCGUAAAGAAAUGCUCCUAAACGCAGGAAGUUACGAGCGCGCAACUCUUACGACGCUUACGGCGUAGUGACUCUGAAGGUAUCUUUUGAAAUUGCCAUUAGCGAAUUGAUGGUCGCUGAAGUUUUAUUGUUGUGAUGACUCGAUUGUCUAGUCAGCAACAGACGCCGCGGUCGGCAAAUCUCGAAUUAAUUAGAUCGCGCGUUUACGGAACCCGAUAUUAAAAGUCUUGCAUUUAAACAUCGAUGUAUUGAAACGUUUAAAUGAUUACUUUUAACCGUCAAGCAGCUUGUGCCGUAUUGGCAGAGGGUUUGUUUAGCUAAUUAUAAGUUAUAUAAUGAUACAAUUACUAAGCUUAGUUAGUUAAUAAAUUUAUUUAAUCAAUUAAUGUGAAAUACAUGUUAGUGAUUACUGUUUACUUAUUAUUCGUAAAUGAUCUGAGUGUCUACGUGGGAUUAUUAUUUAUUUGAAGUGAGAGAACGAAGAAAGUAUUAAAAAUUUGAAAAUAAACAAUUAUUAUGAAAA